CAAUCACAGAAUUCGGACCUCCAGCGGGAGCUCGGUAACCUCAAGAAGGAGCUGGAACUGACCAACCAGAAGCUCGGCUCCAGCAUGCAUAGCAUAAAGACCUUCUGGAGCCCCGAGUUGAAGAAGGAGCGGGCGCUGCGUAAGGAGGAGAGCGCCAAGUACAGUCUCAUCAAUGACCAACUCAAGCUGCUUAACCAAGAAAACCAAAAACAAGCAAUGCUUGUGAGGCAGUUAGAAGAAGAACUGAGGCUUCGAAUGCGUCAACCUGCUCCUGAGCUACAACAACAACUGGAAGCGCUAUACUCCGAGAAUGAACAUCUGCAGAGAGAGAUAGCGAUAUUGAGGGACACCAUCAAAGAACUAGAGCUUCGUAUUGAAACUCAGAAGCAAACAUUGCAAGCUCGAGAUGAAAGCAUCAAGAAGUUACUCGAAAUGUUACAAAACAAAGGCAUGGGUAAAGAGGAAGAAAGGCAAAUGUUCCAACAGAUGCAGGCAAUGGCGCAGAAGCAGGAGCUCAAGGCGACGGCGGACACGCUGCGUGCGCUGCAGGCGCAGCUCGAGCGCGCGCUGGCCGCGGCCGGGCUGCCGGGCGGCAGCGCGGGCGCCACGCUCACCGCCGUGCUCGAGACCAAGGAAGCGCGCAUCGCGACGCUCGAGCGGCAGGUGGCGCUGCUCGAGAGCGAGCUGGCCGCGUUCGGGUCGCCGCCGCCGCCCGCGCUCGCGCUCGCGCUCGCGCCCUCGCACGCCUCGCUUUUCGAUAAGGCCGACCCUCCCUUCAAGAGACAAUUGGAUGAGUUCCGGUUGGAGAUCCAGCGGAGGGACCAGGAGAUCCUGGCGAUGGCGGCCAAGAUGAAGGCCCUGGAGGAGCAGCACCAGGAUUAUCAGCGCCACAUCGCUGUUCUCAAAGAGUCUCUUUGCGCUAAGGAAGAACACUACAGCAUGUUGCAAACAGAUGUGGAAGAACUAAAAGCCCGUCUAGAAGAGAAGAGCAGACUGGUAGAGAAGAAGACAGCAGCAGCGCUCGCCGCAGCUCACGAGCUGGCGGAACUCAGGGACCACUCCGAAAUCAAAGACCGAAAGAUCAAUGUGCUUCAGAGAAAGAUUGAGAAUUUAGAAGAUUUGCUUAAAGAGAAAGACAAUCAAGUUGACAUGGCCAGAGCAAGACUAAAUGCAAUGCAAGCACAUCAUUGCUCAUCUGAAGGCGCUUUAUCAUCUCUUGAAGAAGUUAUCGGUGAUAAAGAGAAGCAGAUCCAGCAAUUAAGAGAACAGAGAGAUAGAGCUGAACAUGAAAAGAACGAAGAAAGAGAACUACACGAAAGAGAGAUCGCAGAAUACAAAAUGAAAUUACACGCACUAGAAAGCGAAGUAGAGAAACUGGGUGCGAGGCUAGAAAGGGCACAAGCAGAGAAAGACCGUCUCGAAGCUAAGCUGGAAAGCUCACAAUCUGAGCUAGGAAAGUCUAAAGCUGAGUUAGAUAAAGCUGCAAGCGAAGUGGGUAGAUCAGGAGCUGAUUGGGAGGCAGCGAAACAACGUCUCGCCAGACUUGAGCUAGAGAACGAAAGACUCAAGCAUGAAUUGGAAAGAUCCCAAACUACAUUCGGCAGGAGUACUUUAACUACGUCUCAAGAGUUAGACAGAGUGCAAGAAAAGGCAGAUAAAUCUGCAGCGGAAUUACGAAGGACUCUAGCUGAAUUGAGAGUGACGCAGGCGGAUGCAGAAAGAGCCAGGUCGGAAGCGAGUGGGCUGCAAGAUAAACUGGAGAAGUCUCAAGGUGAAGUCUAUCGUCUCAAAGCUAAACUGGAAAAUGCACAAACUGAACAAGAUAGUCUUAAAGAGGAAUAUGAUCGGGUACAAUCCUCAAUAAGCCGCCUACAUUCAGAGAGGGACAAAGCUAUAGCUGAACUUGAGAAAGCAAGAGAGGAGCUGGAACGAACUCAAGCUACUCUCGGCAAGGCCCAGCUGCAGCAAGACAAGCUGCAAGCGUCACUGGAUUCAGCUCAUUCUGAGAUAGAUAAGCUGCAAGAGAAGUUAGACAAGGCUUCGGUUGAAGUUCGUAAGUUGCAAGUGGACAGAGAAAAACAAGCAUACGACUUUGAAUCGAUACAAUCUCAACUGGACAAAGCCUUGGGCCAAGCGGCGCGGCUUCAGAAGGAAAGAGACACCGCUCAGUUGGACGCUGAUAGAUUCCAUGAUAAGCAUGAAAAGGCACAGGCGCUAGUAGCUCGUAUCCAGAAGGAAAGAGAUACCGCACUAGCGGAGGCGGCGAGUUGCAGAGAGCGGGCAGAAGCCGCGGCUGCUGCUGCCAACAGAGCAGCUAGAGAUCGAGACAGUGCGGCGACAGAGUUAGAUGUUCUGCGAGAACGAUGGGAGAAGGCACACCAACAGCAUCAGAAGUUAACGAUGGAACGUGACGACGCACUUACCGAACUCGAAAUAUUGAAAGAAAAACUCGAUAAAGCAUUGUAUUCCACACAAAAGACUAUAGAAGAAAAGGAGACAGCGCACAAAGAAUACGAAAAGAUGCUUGAAAAAUAUGACAGGUCUCAGAACGAAAUUUACAGAUUGCAGAAUAAGAUAGACAUUUUAGAGGCUGACAAAGAUCGUAUCGAGCUUGAACUGGAAAAGCAAGUACAUUUAGCGAACAAGUCUCGCGAGGAACAACGAAAGUUACAAGACGAAUUGGCUAGAUUGCAGGAAAUGUAUGACAGAGCCUCUUUACAGCUUGGCAGGACAAAGGAAAUGGAAGAAAAGGCCAAAGAAGAUAUGGAUAGAAUGAGUGUCGAUAUCGAAAUGGUGAGGGAACGGUAUGAAAAGGGUCAAAUCGAACUACGAAGACUUCAAGCUGAGAAAGAAAAGUUACUAGCGGACAGUGAGAGACUUCAGUUUGAAUACGAUCGUGCGAUGACUCAAUGCGGUAAAGCACAAGCAUCGAAUGAAAAAACACAGGAAGAAAUGGCGAGAGUCCAAAUAGAGCUUGAAAAAAUGUACGACAAGAACGAUAAAGUAUCGUCUGAAUUACGUAGAGUACAAGCCGAGUUAGAUAAAGUAAAACAAGACGCUACUGGGGCCAGAGAGGAAGCCGAAAGAUACGCCUCUCGCUAUGGAAAGUAUCACGAUAGCAAGGAGGAGCACGAAAGGACUAAGUUGGAGGUGGAACGACUGCGCACGCGGCUCGAGAAGACAUCGCUAGACUUGGAGCGGGCACGCAAAGCUGAGGAAGAGGUGACCCGUCUGCGCUCGGAGCUCGAACGCGUGGAAGGCCUCCGAGGUAAAUACCAAUUCGAACAGGAUAAAUGGAGUAAUGAAAUAAAUAGAAUGCAGGCUGAACUGGACAAGAAUCGCGAGCGCUACGAAUCAUCGCAAGCAGAGAUACAAAGAACGGAUCUCGAACGCGCUCAUAUUGAGUGCGAGAAGUUUAGGGACCGAUGUGAAAAGUUAAAGCUGCGCACAGAACAGUUGGACAAAGAUAAUGAGAGGCUCAAAGGCGAAUUGCAACAAAUCGAACGAAUGAAGUUGCAAGCGGUAGCAGGAGAUAAAGCGAGAACCGAAGACAGAUUAGAAAUUGAACGCCUUAGAGAUAAAUUAGAGAAAGCUAUUCAAGCAAGGGAUGCAACCGAGAUGGAAGCCGGCCGCUUGGCGAAGGAACUAGAAAAGUCACAGAUGCAUCUUGCUAAGUAUCAAGAAACAAAUGAAACAACAAGAGUGGAAUAUGAUAGAAUGACAAACGAGUUGGGCCGUAUGCAUGAACGGCUUGAACGAACCAUUCUUGAAAUGCGACAGAUCGAACAAGAGAGAGACUCGCAGCUCGAGAUGCUCGUUCAAGAAUUGGAAAAGAGCCAGCUCGAUCUCCGCGAAGCGAACAAGAAAUUACAAACGGCUGGCGCUCAGAGCGCCAAAGCUGGGGAAGAUUCAGCGCAAGCUAGAAAGCAACUACAAGAAGAGAUGAAGAAGUUAGAAGACAUGAAGAGACAGUUCGAUGAACAGAGAAGAGCAGUAGAGAAUAAGAGGAAAGAUGUAGAGGAAAAAGAAAAGUCACUGACUGAACUGGAUCGACAGUUAAAGAAGAGAAAAGAACAAAUGGACCAAAUGGAAGCAUCUUUGAGGAAGGCGGGCGGUAGCGCAGCAGCGGUGACGGAGAUGAACCGUAAGCUGACAGACACUCAGAAGGAGGCGGACCAGGUGAAGCAGCAGUUGAAACAGAGCGAGGAGGAAUCACGGCGGCUGACAGCGGAGACGGAGCGCCUGUUGCAGCUCGUGCAGAUGUCACAAGAGGAACAGGCACAGAAGGAGAAGCAGAUUAUGGAUCUGCAGCAAUCGAUCAGAAGCCUUCAAGCCAAACUGAAAAGUCAGCAACAAGCACAAGCACAAAGAGAAGAGGAAUUAUCGCGAGCAAAUAAUAACGAACUAGCAGCUUUGGGUGAUUUAACAAAAGCAUUGAAAGAAAGAGACUAUUUAAAAACAAAAUUAGAAGAGAGCAGAAUGAAGAUAAUCGAUUUAGAGAUUGAAUUGAAUCAAUCGUCAUUAAUACUGUCAGAAGUGUUAAAAAUAUCAGACGGACAGUUGGGCAAUAUAAAGAAAAGCAGAAGUUUCUUUGAACUGCAGAAGAGUGGUAAGGUAGCGGAUAGAUUAGACAAAUGCAAAUUCAGUCAAAGUGCAAGCAAUAUAAAUUUAAACAAUAAAACAGAUAAUAAACAAACACAACCUAACAUGAACAAAUUAACAAGAAAAAUAACAGAUCUAUCGAAUGAAAUGGGAAUAAAGAAUUCAAAAAUUAUAGAACAGCAGAGAUGUAUAACCAUUUUAGAGGAAGCGUUAAGAGAAAAUAAUAACAUUGCUGAAUUUGAACAACUUUUAGCAGUUGUAAGAAGUAAAGACGAGAGAAUUAAUGAAUUAGAACAAAUGAUUAAAAACAAAACAUUUACUGUCUCUACGGAUAACAAGGAAUCUAGGAUUUUAGAAUUAGAAGAUGCACUGAAAGAGUCUAUAAUGAUAGCAGCAGAAAGGGAAAAAGUAUUUAAUGAAGAGGAACAAAGAAGAAUUGAAACGUUACAAAAGAUGAUGAAGAUGGAACAACGUAUAAGAUCUCUGCAGAACGCUUCAGCGCUGAGUUGUGAGACGUGCUCGUCGGUGCUAAAGCGAUUGAAGCUGCUAGAAGAUCAGCUUCAGAAUUGCGAGAGCAAGAAACAAGAGAUACUGCGGCAUUCGUCGCAUGUUAUUCAAGAUAUGUUAGAAGAGGCGAUUAGUGGAAAAGAUUCGAAAAUAGCAGAACUUGAGAUGAAAGGUGUUCUGGAUGAGAACGAGACAAAUGCAUGUGACCUGCUAAAGCGUGAGCGAGACAGAUUGCUGCACAGACUUAAGAUCGAGAACGAAUGGUUAGUCGAUUCCCAACGAGAAAUCCCGUUGGAAGCAUCACAGAACAUCUCUCUGCCUGACCUCACUCUAGCCGACGGUCAAAUAGCUGUCUGCGAGGACAUCGUCUGGGAGGAGGACAUCCCAGGGACAGUGCUAUGACAACAGAAAGCUAAGUUUUAAAUAAUUAUGUUGUGGCCUUAGCCCCAUCACCGCAUUGUCACCAUCACCCGCUACCUUACCAAUCAUUCUGCUUAUCACCAGCAUUAACCGAAACUCGCUGUCAAAAUGUAUGCUGCGAAUUUCCGAACGUGUAACUGUCAAAUGUCAUACCAAAGAGGUUGUUUUUUUUGUAAAUAAACUUUUUUGUUU
Messenger RNA from Papilio polytes (common Mormon), 5721 nucleotides. Its product is annotated as trichohyalin-like. Gene Ontology annotation, cellular component: cytoskeleton of presynaptic active zone. The coding region runs from base 85 to 5511 and encodes 1808 amino acids. Gene Ontology annotation, molecular function: structural constituent of presynaptic active zone. Lineage: Eukaryota; Metazoa; Arthropoda; Insecta; Lepidoptera; Papilionidae. The transcript has 23 exons. The record is from RefSeq and is a predicted model, not a curated record. Gene Ontology annotation, biological process: regulation of synaptic plasticity; neuromuscular synaptic transmission; maintenance of presynaptic active zone structure.